AUGGAUCCUCAAGUUUACAAGGCUGCACGGCUUGGUGACAUUACACUUCUCCAACAAGUAGUGAUUGAAGAUUCUAGCCGAUUAAUGAAGCAAACUCCACAAAAUAACACAACCCUUCACGUCGCUGUGAGGUUUGGUCACACAGAGUUUGUAGAGGAAGUGUACUCUGCGCUUCUCCAACACAAUUCAAGUCUAGAAGGCAACACGGAGUACAACAAAACCCUCUCUUUUCUCUCACAAGUGAACUCAGAAGUUAUUCCUGAGAAACUAAGGAUGAGAAACAUGAGCUUUCACACAGCCCUGCAAGAAGCUAUGUGUGGAAAUGACCAUGAGAUGGUUAAGUUGCUGGCUGAGGCAGAUCCUGAUUUUGGGCAUCCCAACUAUGAUGCUGAUGCGGAAGGGUAUGGGGAGUCUCCAAUCUACCUAGCUGCCAGAGACGGACAUUUGGAUAUUCUCAACCAAAUCUUUCUCAUUUGUCCAUCUCUAAGUCACGGUGGACCACAUGGUCGGACAGCUUUACAUGUGGUCGUCGUUGAGAGGAGGCUAGAUAAUAAUGGAAGGACCACUGUCUACUAUGCAGUAUCCGACGGUGCCUUCCGGAUAGUACAACAGUUGCAAAGAAGAAAUAAGCCUUCCGGUGACCUCAAGAUAGUAAAGCAGUUGCUGAGGCAUGAUGGUUCCAGUGCGUAUAAAUUGGAUAAAGAUGGUCUCUCACCACUUCACAUAGAUGCACUUGAAUCAAGCAAUCAGGAUGUACAUAGGGAUCAGAAGCUAGGGGUCUCCUUCAAGGACUGCAAGGUGCCAAAGAGCAAGUCUAGGGAGAAAUACGAGUUUAGACUGAUAGUGAGGUAG
This is a messenger RNA of Macadamia integrifolia, 852 nucleotides long. RefSeq names its product serine/threonine-protein phosphatase 6 regulatory ankyrin repeat subunit B-like. Lineage: Eukaryota; Viridiplantae; Streptophyta; Magnoliopsida; Proteales; Proteaceae. The record is from RefSeq and is a predicted model, not a curated record. The coding region runs from base 1 to 852 and encodes 283 amino acids. The transcript has 4 exons. Gene Ontology annotation, molecular function: protein binding.